Nothoprocta perdicaria is the source of this 1832-nucleotide messenger RNA. It is a transcript of the gene RSRP1, whose product is annotated as arginine and serine rich protein 1. The transcript is spliced from 6 exons. The record is from RefSeq and is a predicted model, not a curated record. The coding region runs from base 21 to 1214 and encodes 397 amino acids. Lineage: Eukaryota; Metazoa; Chordata; Aves; Tinamiformes; Tinamidae.
GGGCAGCGCCUCGUGCCGCUAUGGGGGUGACUCGCGAAGCGGGCUUGUCCCCUCAGGCGUCGCCGCAGGAGCAGGACCCGUGCGGGGGCGGCCCGGCUGCCUGGAGCGGGAAGGACCAGAUCCCCCCGGGGAACCAGCCCUUGGGAUGCCCGGCCGCCCCCAGCGGAACAGAAACUGGCUUUUGUAGAAUACCAGUAAAAACAGAGCCUACUUCCAGUACCUGCAUGGAGAAAAUGAAGAUUGGAAAGACUGAUGAUAUGACRAACUUCAUGGAUGAUUUAACUCUCAGCUCUCCUAAGAAGAGAGAUUCCUGCGUAAGGUCCAAAACAAGUUGCAACAGGUCGUCAACAAGGUCAUCCAGCAGAUCGUCUCGCAGCUCACAGUCCAGUUCAAGUAGUUCCUCUUCAGCUUCCUCACGGAGCUGGAGCCGGUCUCGGUCCAGAUCAAGAUCCUGGGGUAGAAGAAAUGGUACCCGAAGGUACAGAAGAAAUUCUCGAUCGUAUUCCAGAAGCCGGUCGCGAUCCAGGGGCUACGUGAGGUACCGAGGCCGGUACCGCACCGUGCGCUACAGGAGGUACUACCGCUCUCCUCCAAGGUACAGAUCACGCAGCAGGUCGUGGUCUCGUGGCAGACCAUAUUACAGGAGGUCCUAUUCGAGGAGCAGGUCGCGUUCAAGGGGCCGAAGAUACUACGGAUUUGGGCGGACAGUGUAUCCUGAGGCUUACAGGAGCUGGAGGAGCAGAUCGCGAACAAGAUCUCGUAGUAGGUCGCCUCUGCACUUGAGCGAAAAAGAGAAGAGGGAACUCCUGGAAAUCGCAAAAGCUAAUGCAGCAAAAGCUCUGGGGACAGAUAACGUGGUCUUGCCAGCAAGCUUGAAGGUCGUCAGUCCUUCCAAAGAGACAAACAGUGGAAAGCCAAAACAUGAAAAUCUUGGAGAGUCGACUCAGCAACUGGGAAGACUGACAGAAGAUGUAACCAAAAGUGGAAUGGAGAGAACUACCCCCCAGAGAAGCAUUUCUUUCAGCCCCAAUAAUAUAAUGGCCAAACCAAUAUUGCAGAAGCCAGCGGGCCAUGCAACUAAAGAGACGGGGAUUUCUCCAGGAAGAGAUGAUGACAAAAAGGGAAGUCCCUAUGGGCAGUGGGUUCCUAUCAAGAAAGAGGAGAACAAGUUUUUAAACUUCUCGCCUAAAAGUGCACCGUUCCGGGCACGCUAGCAUAUUUCUGCUGUCUCUCAAAGACUGCGUAUUAUACAUGCUUCAGUAGUGARGUCUGAAGUUUUCUGAUCAGGUUGAAAAUUGGUUAAUACUGAGUAUUUAUUUUGAGAUAUUUAAUUUCAUAAUCUUAGAUUUCUCUUUCAGAUAUAGAGCACAGUGACCCAGAAGCCACAGGUGGGAAUCUUGUAUAAAAUUGUAAAUAUUUUUGUAUUGAUUUAAUGGACUAGAACUUUCAGGUGGGUAAAUUUUCUAAACAAUAGUAUAGUAGCUCUUAUUUUGAACAUUUGAAUUGUUUAACUGUUUAUGCAAGGAAAAUAAAUUCUAGUUUUGCACUGGCUUCUCUGUGUCAAGUAUUAGACCUGUCUGCAAUAACAGAUUCACAUACCCUGUUUGUAGUUCCUGUAGAAGUGACUUACUGCAGUUUUAGCUUUCAGUUAGUCACCAUACUAUUAAGGCAAAGUGCGAUGGAAGGUAACUUUUACAUCCACUUGAAAGUGACUAUUGAAAAUAGUAACAGUAGAGACUGGGGAUAGUUCAGGACCUCCAGAGGAGCUUCCCUAACCACCAUCAAAAGGGGAAAGUUCUGGUAUUAUUUCCUGGCUGCCAUGGGCAAAUCCA